Molecule: messenger RNA, 2978 nt
Organism: Gigantopelta aegis
Lineage: Eukaryota; Metazoa; Mollusca; Gastropoda; Neomphalida; Peltospiridae
Product: (Lyso)-N-acylphosphatidylethanolamine lipase-like
Cellular component (GO): lipid droplet
Source: RefSeq, a predicted model, not a curated record
UGGCACAGGACAACGAAGUUGCAACUCAAAGAGUUGGACUAAUUGUACCAUGUCGCUGGCCGAAGUGGAGUCCAACAUCAAUGGCUCAUCUCGUACAAGUGGAACAGAAAAUUCUACAAUGUAUUAAGAGCUCCAUCUAUAGUCGGUUUGUGCCAAUAAAGCAUGCACAGUCGCGGCUCUGGACUGUGGUUUUAAACCGCGACUAUGAAGGCACGCCCAUCGUCAUGGUGCACGGCAUGGGUGGGGGACUGGCACUGUGGGCACAGAACAUGGACGAACUGGCACAGAAACGACCCGUGUACAUGUUCGACUUGCUGGGCUUCGGUCGCAGUUCCCGCCCAGCAUUCAGCCAGGAUCCGAAGAUUGCGGAAAUGGAAUUUGUAGAUUGUGAGGACUGGAGAAAGGAGUUCCACCUGGAUAGUUUCAUUCUGCUGGGUCACAGUCUCGGCGCGUUCGUGGCGAGUUCGUAUGCCAUGAAGUACCCAGAGAGAGUGAAGCACCUCAUUCUCGUCGAUCCUUGGGGGUUUCCCGAGAAACCGCCUGACAAUGAGUUGGAAAAUCAGGUUCCUCGCUGGAUUCGAGUCAUCGCCACGAUGCUCCAGCCGUUCAACCCUUUAGCGGGAUUAAGAGUCGCCGGUCCUUGGGGACCUGGUCUAAUCAAGAGGUUCCGUCCAGAUCUGCAGGAAAAGUUUUCCAACCUAUUUGAGGAUGACACGAUAUUUGAGUACAUAUAUCACUGUAAUGCACAAACACCAAGUGGUGAGACUGCAUUCCGAUCGAUGCAGAAGUCUUUCGGCUGGGCGCGGCAUCCCAUGAUUAACAGAAUCACGGACAUCCCGUCGUCAAUGCCCAUGACGUUUAUACACGGUUCGCGAUCAUGGAUUGAUCGAUCAGUCGGCUAUCGGGUCAAGUACCUGAGGGACGAAAGCUACGUUGACGUUCAGGUAAUUUUAGGAGCCGGCCACCAUGUUUAUGCUGACCGGCCACUUCAGUUUAAUAGCUUGGUGAAGAAGAUUUGUAACUCAGUGGACCAGAGCAGUAAACCUGUUACAAGUGAUACAAACUCUUCCAAAUCCAUUGAAGAUGUUGGACCCUUAGUGGAUGUGAAACCGGAGGAUGUGAAGAUUCCAGAUACAAAUAAGAAACCAGAAUCACAGAAACCAGAAUCACAGAAACCAGAAUCACAGAAACCAGAAUCACUGGACGUUUGAUGAAUCCAAAGUCUAGCUGAAUUUCUCUUGGACUUUGUGAAAUGGCCAGUACUUGGUUAUUGGGUUGAGAAUGGGGACAGUCAUGGGCAAAGUCAUAUAAUUGUUAUUGUUAUGAUGUUUUGUACUAUUUUUAAUCACUGAGUUAGCAAAUAGGAGUCCCAGCCACCAACUCGUCCACCCACCCACAAAUGUUAUAAGAAUAAGAAAUAUUGGCAUCAUUCAGUUAUUGAUAUAGGGAAAGGAGACAUAUCCCAAUCUAACCUAAAUCUUCCAUCCCGACUACACUCCCUCCCCUCUCUCUCUCUCUCUACACAUCCCUCCCUCCCCUCUCACUCUCUCUACUUUUCUCCUCCCUCUGUCUCUCUCUACUUUUCUCCUUCCUCUCUCUCUCUCUCUCUCUCUCUCUCGUUGAAUUUGGCCCAGGAUUCGACAGUCGCUUCCCACCCACCCCAGUCUGCAAACGGCUAGAACAAUUACCUUUUGUUUUGGUUAGUUUCUUGUCAAUUUGUACAGAAACAAAAUGGUGUAUACUGGACAUUUUAAAUGUUUAAUUAAUGUCUUUUGUGUUUCUGAUUUGGAGUGCAGGCAUUGCUUUUAAAGUGGCCCAGCAUUUACCUCAUUAAAAUACUAAUGCAUGCCAUGACGGUGUCCUAUAUUGAAAUGUCAUUACAACUCUGUGUGAAAACUGAUAUUAUUUACUUAGUUUUCAGUCUAUAUGUUUAUAAAGUUUGGCAUAUAUUUUCUCAAGUGCUCACAUAGACCAUAGUUUUAUUAGAGUAAUAUAAUAUGAGGGCUAUUUCCUUUGACAGUAAGUGCCUUUUUGUGUGUUCAUCAAAAACCAAAUGUGAAACAUUGAAAUAUAAAUGUAUGUUGUGUCGAUCAGUGUCUUUUCUCCUUACCAGAUUAAAAAUAUUUUUGUGCCGCCUUGCAUUAUGGUAAUUUAAACAAAACCAUUUACCAUAGUUUGACACACAGUAGCUGAUGUAUUUUUCGUGCUGGGGUAUCAUUAAACAUCCUUCAUUCAUUAAACAAAACCAAAACAUUCAAAACCCUGCCAUUCUGUUCCAAUGUAAUGUUAAAAACAGUAGGUGUGAGUUAUCUCCCUUUUAUCUUUUUAUUUCUGUGUCAAUGUUAAUAAAACAUAACUUAAGUUGUGAAAAAACUCAUCUAUUGUGGAUUAUAAGCCUCCAUCAUGUGUGGUGAUGUGGGAUAGAAAAAGUACACCCGAGGUGGUGGACAUUUUGACCUGGGUUGAGGCUUGCCAAGUCACAUGGUCGAAAUUUUCACCACCAAGGGGGUACAUUUUCUAUCCCACAUAACCACACAUGAUGGAGUCUUUAUCUCUCAUUCAUUCGGUAAAUAAACCAUUAUUUUACACGAACAGACAAAGAUGACUGAACAAGUAACUUUAGUUUGACCAUUUUAUCAUAAAUAAGCUACACUAUCAUAUUUGCCGUGUUUAUUUUAUGUGUUGAGUAAAAUUUACCACUACAAAUUAACACGAUAUCUUUUAUAAUGAAGGCUUUAAUAACAAAAUAUUAAUUUAAAACUGUGUCUAAUGACCUCACGUUACCAUCUUACAUUAAUAUGACAUCAUAUAUUACCAACAACGUCAAGUUGAAUGCAACCGCAUGACAAACCAUGUAGGAUAGAAAUUUCUUACAUAGCUUUCUUUCGUGGGAUAGCUCUGUCCUAUUUUACCUGAGGAUAAGAGAUAGAAAUUUCUUACAUAGCUUUCUUUCAUGGGAUAGCUCUGUCCUCUGAGGA